This is a messenger RNA of Oldenlandia corymbosa var. corymbosa, 522 nucleotides long. NCBI's taxonomy places the organism in Eukaryota, Viridiplantae, Streptophyta, Magnoliopsida, Gentianales, Rubiaceae. The record is from the annotation of a GenBank genome assembly.
AUGAGAAUGGCGUAUUUAAGGGCUAUGCUAAAUCAAGACAUUAGCCUUUUUGACACUGAAGCGUCUACUGGUGAAGUGAUUGCAGCAGUUACCACUGAUGUCAUUGUUGUCCAAGAUGCUAUUUCUGAAAAGGUGAUCGUGAAUGUGAGAACAGUACAAGCUUUCGCUGCAGCGGAUCGAGCGGUUCAAUCUUACAAAACGGCGCUGUUGAGCACGUAUAGUUAUGGGAAGAAAGCUGGAUUGGCCGAGGGAUUAGGAUUAGGCACUCUGCACUUUGUGCUUUUUGUGUCAUGGGCGUUGCUGGUUUGGUUUUGUAGCAUUAUUGUUCAUAAGAGCAUUGCCAAUGGAGGAGACUCUUUCACCACUAUGCUCAAUGUGGUUGUUGCUGGCUUGAGUGCUGAUGUUGUGGCUGUUCUUCAAAAUGGAAAGAUAGUAGGAACUGGAAGCCAUGAAGAGCUUAUCACAAAGGCAAAUGGAGCAUAUGCUUCUCUAGUGCAACUUCAGGAAAUAGCUUCUUUGUAG